Messenger RNA from Emericellopsis atlantica, 881 nucleotides. RefSeq lists its product as uncharacterized. The record is from RefSeq and is a predicted model, not a curated record. Bases 164 to 796 code for a protein of 210 amino acids. The transcript has a single exon. NCBI's taxonomy places the organism in Eukaryota, Fungi, Ascomycota, Sordariomycetes, Hypocreales, Bionectriaceae.
UCGUUUAUACAGACGUGCUCAUCAAGCCAUUCGUUACGACAUUUCUCCAGUGACUUGCCCCGAACCUUCACAGCUAGACGCAAUCACAGCAAACGGUCAUUAAUACUAUCCUUUCAACACCAGCGGUUUCUCUCCGAAUCCUCGAGCGAAGCAGGACGGCGCAAUGCAGCUCUCUUCCACCCUCACCUGGGCCCUGCUGCUGGUCAGCGCUGAGGCCAAACAACGCUCUCAAUGCAGUACACGUAAGACGGUCUGGCAGACGGUCACCGAGACGGAGGACUGCGCGUCGCGCUGCCAGAACCGUCCGUCUGCUACAGCUUCCAUCUCUGGUGCACUUGGAUCCGGACCAGCUCAGUCCAGCGAGCCAACGUCACCCGGUUCGAGCGUCGAGCCUAUCUACACCAGCGAGGCCGGGUUGUCUUCGACCAUUGAUGCUACGCCCAGUGUGUCAACAAGCAUAGCUCUGAGCUCGGAUGUGAAGCCUGAGACCACGAUCGAGGCGGAUACUACUUAUUCGACCACUAUCGCUGAGUACUCCACCACUUCACCAGCUUCCACCUCGAGCGAGGCCCCCAUUUCGAGCGAGACUCCCGCAUCGAGCGACGAUGCUGCCUCAACGACUGCUUCCUCUACCACCGAAACAGUCCCAGAGCCAACAGUCCGACCUCGGGCCUACCCCGCGGACGUUGUCGAUAAACUUCGUGACUCCAGCAUCGAGAAUCUCGAGGCUCACCUCGAGCGCAACCCCGUACCUGGAUGCACCCUGGAGACGGCUGCUAUCCGUCGCGAGUGGUGAGUUUACGUCACAUCUGCCAUGACAGCACAAAAGGUACAACAUACUGACGCACGGCCAGGUCCGAUCUAACCCUCGUCGAGCGUCA